UUCUUAGGAGAGAGAAAAUCAGCAUAACACACACAACCUGCGAAAGAGAAAGGGAGAAAGAAAAUUAAAAACCCAAAGAAAAUUUAAACGUUUUUUUCUUGAAAAAACUUUUACUACUACUAGUACUAUAUUUUCAAUUUUCAAAUAUAUCAUAUAUCAUAAAUCAUAAAUUACUUCUUCAAAUUCGAGUUUUUUCUACAAAAAAGCUUGAAAUUUGAAUUUCUGGGUGUUUAUGUUCUGGGCUGAUCUACGAGCUUGGUUGGUUAAUUUCAGUUGAGCUAGUUGAAUUAGCUGGUGGGUCCCCUAAAUGAGUUGAAGACUGGGGGCGAAACGAAACAUAAUCGUAUUUCUUGCUUAACGCAAAUGGCUUCAUCAGUGAAUAUAAUUAUUGAUUCACAUGUAUGGGUGGAAGAUCCUAAGUUAGCGUGGAUUGAUGGAGAAGUUACUCGGAUUACUGGUGAUGAGGUUCAUGUUCGGACUACAAAUGGAAGAACAGUUAUCACUAAGAUUUCUAAAGUAUUUCCAAAAGAUACGGAAGCUCCACCUGCAGGAGUUGAUGACAUGACAAGACUUUCUUAUCUUCAUGAACCUGGCGUCUUACAAAACUUGGCUACUAGAUAUGAAUUAAAUGAAAUAUAUACAUAUACUGGCAAUAUCCUCAUUGCUGUAAAUCCCUUUCAAAGAUUACCUCAUCUGUAUGAUACACACAUGAUGCAACAAUACAAAGGAGCGAGUCUAGGGGAAUUGAGUCCUCAUGUUUUUGCGAUUGGUGAUGUUGCAUACAGGGCGAUGAUUAGUGAGGGAAAGAGCAACUCUAUUCUGGUUAGUGGAGAGAGUGGUGCCGGUAAAACAGAAACAACAAAGAUGCUUAUGAGAUAUCUGGCUUACUUGGGUGGGCGAUCCGGGGUAGAGGGAAGAACUGUUGAGCAACAAGUUCUGGAGUCUAACCCAGUUCUUGAAGCAUUUGGUAAUGCAAAAACUGUGAGGAACAACAAUUCCAGUCGGUUCGGUAAAUUCGUUGAAAUCCAGUUUGAUAAGAGUGGAAGGAUAUCUGGCGCAGCUAUCAGAACUUAUCUUCUUGAAAGAUCACGUGUUUGCCAAAUAUCAGAUCCUGAGAGGAAUUAUCAUUGCUUUUAUCUUCUUUGUUCAGCACCAACUGAGGAUAUUGAGAAAUAUAAGUUGGGCAAUCCAAAAUCAUUCCACUAUUUAAACCAAUCAAGUUGUUAUGAGCUGGAGGGUGUAAAUGAUGCUCAUGAGUAUCUGGAACUCAGGAGAGCUAUGGAUAUAGUUGGAAUCAGUGAGGAGGAACAGGAGGCAAUCUUCAGGGUUGUGGCCGCUGUUCUUCAUCUUGGUAAUAUCAAUUUUGUUAAAGGAGAUGAGAUUGAUUCUUCUGCCAUAAGGGACGAGAAAUCGAGAUUCCAUCUCAACAUGACUGCUGAACUUCUUAGGUGUGAUGCCCAAAACUUGGAAGAUGCAUUGAUAAAACGUGUCAUGGUGACACCAGAAGAAGUGAUCACAAGAACUCUUGAUCCUGUUAAUGCUUUAUCUAGCAGGGAUGCGUUGGCUAAGACAGUAUACUCUCGCUUGUUUGAUUGGAUUGUGGAGAAAAUCAAUGUUUCAAUUGGACAAGAUCCACAUUCAAAAUCAAUAAUUGGGGUUCUUGAUAUCUAUGGUUUUGAAAGUUUCAAGUUUAACAGUUUUGAGCAAUUCUGCAUCAAUUUUACAAAUGAGAAACUGCAGCAGCAUUUCAACCAGCAUGUCUUCAAGAUGGAGCAAGAAGAAUACUCCAAAGAAGAGAUUGACUGGAGCUACAUAGAAUUUGUUGAUAACCAGGAUAUGUUGGACCUAAUUGAGAAGAAACCUGGAGGAAUAAUUUCCCUGCUUGAUGAAGCCUGCAUGUUCCCUAAGUCUACACACGAAACAUUUGCUCAGAAGUUGUACCAGACAUUUCAGAAAAAUAAACGCUUUUGCAAACCAAAACUUUCUCGCACUGAUUUUAUUAUAUCGCACUAUGCUGGGGAGGUUCUUUAUCAAGCUGAUCAGUUUCUGGAUAAAAAUAAAGAUUACGUGGUCGCAGAACAUCAAGUUUUGCUGACAGCCUCAAAGUGUGAUUUCGUAGCUUCACUUUUCCCUCCACUUCCAGAAGAUUCAUCAAAGUCAUCCAAGUUUUCUUCAAUUGGAUCGAGAUUUAAGCUGCAACUUCAAUCUUUGAUGGAGACAUUGAGUGCAACCGAGCCUCACUAUAUAAGGUGUGUGAAGCCAAAUAAUACGUUGAAGCCUGCCAUUUUUGAAAACGUGAACGUCAUCCAACAAUUACGAUGUGGUGGUGUCCUCGAGGCAAUCAGGAUAAGCUGUGCAGGAUAUCCUACUAGAAAGACAUUCUACGAGUUCCUUCUACGUUUUGGUGUCCUUGCACCGGAAGCACUGGAAGGAAAUUAUGAUGACAUGGUUGCAUGUCAGAUGAUUCUUGAUAAAAUGGGAUUGCAAGGAUACCAGAUAGGCAAGACAAAAGUUUUCUUAAGAGCAGGCCAGAUGGCUGAACUGGAUGCUAGAAGGGCUGAGGUACUUGGAAAUGCAGCAAGAAAGAUGCAGCGGAGGAUUCGCACUUAUAUUGCUCGAAAGGAUUUUGUAGCUCUUCGGGAUUCUGCUAUUCAGUUGCAGGCUUUAUGUCGCUACAGAACGGCCUGUAAGCAGUAUGAACAAUUGCGGCGUGAGGCUGCAGUUUUAAGAAUUCAGACAAAGUUCCGGCAGCAUGUAGCCAGAACAGCUUAUUUGGCAGUACGAUUAUCUGCAAUCGCCUUGCAGACAGGAUUAAGAACAAUGACUGCACGCCAAGAAUUUAGAAUGAAGAAACGGACAAAAGCAGCCAUCCAAAUCCAGGCCAAGUGGCGUUGUCACCAUGCUUAUGCUUAUUAUAAACAACUAUACAAGGCAGCUAUUGCUACACAGUGUGAGUGGAGGUGCAGAGUUGCAAGAAGGGAGCUCAGAAAGCUCAAAAUGGCUGCAAGGGAUACAGGAGCCCUUAAAGAAGCCAAAGAUAAGCUUGAAAAGCGUGUGGAGGAACUGACAUGGCGGUUACAACUUGAGAAGCGUCUGCGGACUGACCUUGAGGAGGCAAAAUCCCAAGAGACUGCGAAGCUACAGGAGGCAUUGCAUACCAUGCAAUUACAACGCGAAGAAGCUAAAGCAAUGGUCAUUAAAGAAAGAGAGGCUGCUAGGAAAGCCAUCGAGGAUGCACCUCCUGUUAUUAAGGAAACUCCUGUUAUUAUUCAGGACACGGAGAAGAUUGAUUCGCUGACUGCUGAACUUGAAUCAGUCAAGGCUUUGCUGCAGUUGGAGAGAGAGUCGAGGGAAGAGGUGAAGCAAUCCUAUGCAAUAAUGCUGACCAAGAAUGAAGAACUAAUUAAGAAGCUGGAGGAGGCAGAGAAAAAAUCAAAUCAGUUUCAAGAAUCAAUGCAGAGGCUUGAAGAAAAGGUCUCUAAUUUGGAAUCGGAGAACCAAGUGCUUCGCCAACAAGCGGUGGCCAUAUCUCCAACAGGAAAGGCUUUAGCUUCUCGGCCAAAGACAACAAUUAUACAGAGGACUCCGGAGAAUGGGAAUGUUGUGGAUGGAGAACUUAGGAGAGUUUCGGCACUUGCUCCGGUACCUUACACACCUGAAAGUGAAGCAAAGCCCCAAAAGUUCCUUAAUGAGAAGCAACAGGAGAACCAAGAUCUUCUCAUUAGGUGUAUAUCGCAAGAUCUGGGAUUCUCUAAAGGCAGGCCUAUUGCAGCAUGUUUGAUUUACAAAUCCCUUUUACAAUGGCGAUCAUUUGAGGUUGAAAGAACAAAUAUAUUCGAUCGUAUCAUUCAAACAAUAUCUGCAGCUAUUGAGACCCCGGAUAGCAAUGAUGUUCUGUCCUAUUGGUUAUCCAAUUCAGCCACAUUGCUGUUGCUGCUCCAACGCACAUUAAAAGCAAGUGGAGCGGCUAGCCUAACUCCACAUCGGAGGAGAACCUCUUCAGCUUCUUUAUUUGGUCGGGUGUCUCAGGGACUUCGAUCAUCUCCACAAAGUGCCGGGUUUCAGUUUUUCAAUGGUCGUGCUCUUGGUGACGAGUUGCGUCAGGUCGAGGCGAAGUAUCCUGCUCUUCUUUUCAAACAGCAACUUACUGCUUUCCUGGAAAAGAUAUAUGGAAUGAUCAGAGACAAUUUGAAAAAAGAGAUUUCUCCGGUGCUUGGUUUAUGCAUCCAGGCACCUAGAACUUCCCGUGCAAGUUUAGCGAAGGGGCGUGCUCAAGCAAAUGCAGUUGCUCAACAAGCAUUAAUUGCUCACUGGCAAAAUAUUGUCAAAAGCCUAAAUAACUAUUUGAACACUAUGAGAGCAAAUUAUGUUCCACCCUUCCUUAUCCACAAGGUGUUUACACAAACAUUUUGUUUUAUCAAUGUUCAGCUUUUCAAUAGUCUUCUGUUGCGCCGUGAAUGCUGUUCAUUUAGCAAUGGGGAGUAUGUAAAAGCGGGUUUGGCUGAACUAGAACAAUGGUGUCAUGAUGCAACAGAGGAGUAUGCAGGUUCUUCCUGGGAAGAACUCAAGCACAUAAAACAAGCAGUUGGAUUCCUGGUUAUACACCAAAAACCUAAGAAAAGCUUGAAGGAAAUAACAAAUGAUUUAUGUCCUGCACUCAGCAUACAGCAGUUGUAUCGCAUCAGUACAAUGUAUUGGGAUGACAAAUAUGGCACACACAGUGUAUCUGCCGAGGUUAUUUCAAGUAUGAGAGUCAAGAUGACAGAGGACUCCAACAAUGCCGUAAGCAGCUCGUUCCUUCUAGAUGAUGACUCGAGCAUCCCAUUUUCGGUUGAUGAAAUCUCCAAGUCUAUGGAACAAGUGGAAUUGGCGGAUGUUGAUCCCCCGCCUUUGCUCCGUGAGAAUUCAGGGUUUACAUUUCUAUUACAACGCUCCGAUUGAUAUUCCAUGAUCAAGCAUUCACCUGUACAUUGCUGCCAUGAAGUUUCUAUGUAUAUUUCUGUUUAUUCAUACCCAGGCACUCAUUUAUUUUGCCCGGGUUGUUUGUUUCACUCUCAUCAGCCAAAAUGUUGGCUGCUUGUUCUUUUUUUUCACCAUUUAAUUUAUUUUGGGGGGCUAAGUUUUCUUAUGUGAACAGUAGUCGCCGUGAUAGGAAGCCACAAAUGUGCAUCAGCCGUGCACAAUGGGCCGGGCCUGGUCAUGGGAGCAAUGUCAAUCAUGUAAUAGUGUAGUAGACUAGUAAUGGUGGCUCCUCAUUCAUGUACAUUUAUGUGUCUGCCGUUGACGUCGUUUGGUGUAAUGGUGAUGUAAAAAAUAACAUGCUGUUUGAAGGAAAUGAAAUGUUUUUUUCUUAACACAA
Molecule: messenger RNA, 5359 nt
Organism: Spinacia oleracea (spinach)
Lineage: Eukaryota; Viridiplantae; Streptophyta; Magnoliopsida; Caryophyllales; Amaranthaceae
Product: myosin-17-like
Exons: 39
Coding region: 364-4941 (1525 amino acids)
Biological process (GO): actin filament organization
Cellular component (GO): actin cytoskeleton; membrane; myosin complex
Molecular function (GO): actin filament binding; ATP binding; microfilament motor activity
Source: RefSeq, a predicted model, not a curated record